AUGAGAGUUUCGGGGGGGGAACUAUAUGUAUCCGAUCGUGUGAUUUCCGGGCUCGAAUCGGAAUCGAAAGUUUUAGGGUACCAUGCCGAUAACGUGGCACCGGCAAUCAUGAGAGGUUUUGUAUUGAUUCGAAUCUAUGAUCCUUUGGAAUUGAUGCAAUUGAAGUUUCCAGAGGAAAAAGAUUUGUUUUUCGUAUUGGUGAAUCCCAAGUUCGAAGCUCCGACGAUGAAAAUGAGGGCGGCGUUGCCAGGUUUAGGCAAGGUAUUAUCGUCCAAUAAGAUAGUGGAGCCAAGGAGAGCGGCAUUGAUUCCAGGAAUGGAAGGCGUGAAGAAGGCGGCGAUGGAGGCCAGUGCGUUAGGGUGUACGAUCAGUGGUGCUGGGCCAACAGCCGUGGCUAUAACUGAUGAUGAGGAGAAAGGGAAGGUGAUUGGGGAGAGAAUAGUGGAAGCGUUUAUGGAAGGGGGGAAUUUGAAGGCUUGGACGAUGGUUAAGAGACUGGACCGGGUUGGUGCUAGGCUUGUGAGUAGUAUUUCCAGAUGA
This is a messenger RNA of Ilex paraguariensis (yerba mate), 540 nucleotides long. The record is from the annotation of a GenBank genome assembly. NCBI's taxonomy places the organism in Eukaryota, Viridiplantae, Streptophyta, Magnoliopsida, Aquifoliales, Aquifoliaceae.